Molecule: messenger RNA, 1028 nt
Organism: Mesocricetus auratus (golden hamster)
Lineage: Eukaryota; Metazoa; Chordata; Mammalia; Rodentia; Cricetidae
Product: carbonyl reductase [NADPH] 1-like
Exons: 4
Coding region: 58-891 (277 amino acids)
Molecular function (GO): carbonyl reductase (NADPH) activity
Source: RefSeq, a predicted model, not a curated record
AGCCCGGAGUCGGCUGAGUUAGUUGUUCUGGCGGGUGCUCUCACGGUCCACUCAGCGAUGUCAUCAAGCAACCACAUAGCACUGGUGACCGGGGCCAACAAGGGCAUCGGCUUCGCCAUCACGCGUGACCUGUGUCGCAAGUUCUCGGGGGACGUGGUGCUCACCGCGCGGGACGAGGCGCGGGGCAAGGCUGCGGUGCAGCAGCUGCAGGCGGAGGGCCUGAGCCCCCGCUUUCACCAGCUGGACAUCGACGACCCGCAGAGCAUUCGCGCCCUGCGCGACUUUCUGCUCAAGGAGUACGGGGGACUGGACGUGCUGGUCAACAACGCGGGCAUUGUAUUUCAGUGCAUCGAUCCUACCCACUUCCACAUUCAAGCAGAAGCAGCAAUGAAAACAAACUUUUUUGGCACCCGGGCUGUUUGCUUGGAGAUACUCCCUCUAAUAAAACCCCAAGGCAGAGUGGUGAACAUAUCAAGCAUCAUAAGUCUUGACGCCCUGAAAAACUGCAGCCCGGAGCUGCAGCAGAAGUUCCGAAGUGAGGCCAUCACAGAGGAGGAGCUGGUGGGACUCAUGAACAAGUUUGUAGAAGACACAAAGAAAGGAGUUCAUGCGAAGGAAGGCUGGCCUAAUACUGCAUAUGGGGUGACCAAGCUUGGGGUGACAGUCCUGUCCAGAAUCCACGCCCGGAAACUCAGCGAGCAGAGGAGAGGGGACAAGAUCCUGCUCAAUGCCUGCUGUCCAGGGUGGGUGAGGACAGACAUGGCUGGGCCAAAAGCCCCCAAGAGCCCAGAAGAAGGAGCAGAGACCCCCGUGUACUUGGCCCUCUUACCCCCAGAUGCAGAGGGGCCUCACGGGCAGUUCGUUCAGGAGAAAAAAGUAGACCAAUGGUGAGCUCAACUCUCUCCUCUUCCCACAGCCCCGAUUUCAUACCCUGUCCUAAAGUGAAACCGAGCUCUAAUUCUAAUAUACGAAGUUUCGUGAUUUCCUCAAGGAGAUAAAUGAAAUUGUUGGAAAUAAAAAAGCACGAA